UCCUGUUUGUUGUUGACGGCUGUACUGCGUUUGAGCUCCGUCACUAUAUUCUUUUCAUUGACUAUUUUUAACUUAAAAAUCUAUUUUAUUCAUCAUCGUUUCCGUUUAUAUAACGUGUGAAUAUAUCCUCUAUUGUAUUCUACAACAAAAACAAUCAGAGCGCCUUGCUAUCACUAGUUUUAUUUGAUCUCCCGGGUCCGCUAUUAGCUUUUAGCCAGUUAGCAUCAGCAAGCGUGGUUGCCGCUAACUGCGCUUACAUUGCUAAUACUCUAUUCACACACAUUACCACUGCUGUACUCACUGUUACUUGCUUUAAUGGCGGAUGAAUGUCUCCACUCUGUGCAGCUCGAGCUCGAGGCCGUGGGGAAGCAGAUUUGCGACCUGGAACAGAGGCAGGCCCAGCUGAGAGAGCGGAGAGCCGCGCUGGAAUCAUCCCGGGCUGACGCUCACAAGUCCGGGGUAAGUAUACAGCGUGCUGUUAACAGUACCACCACGUCUACUCCGUGUGUUUUUCUGCACAGGCCCGGUGCACCCAGGACGCGAUCUUCCCAGAUGUCCUUCACUGCGACGUCGGGACACCACGGACCCUGGGUGCAUCCACAGCGGAGGACGCGAUCCGGGUCCUGGGCGACGACUUCUCCCCCUCCUGCCUUCGAGAUCUCCAUCCAGAACCACUUCACUCCCUUCCGCGAGACAGGACGCGACGCUGUGAUCAUCGGAGACUCCAUCGUCCGAUACGUAAGUGCUACGUUAGCCGAAGGUAAAGUGCACACUCAUUGUUUGCCUGGUGCUCGUGUUCUCGAUGUUUCUGCGCAGAUACCCGCGAUCCUGAAGGACGACGAGAGCCCCAGAGCGGUCGUGCUUCACGGCGGGGUUAACAACACCACGCUGCGGCAGACGGAGACGCUGAAGAGGGACUUCAGGAGCCUGAUCGAGACGGUUCGCAGCACGACGCCCGCGGCGACGAUCGUCAUGUCAGGACCACUGCCCACGUAUCGACGAGGCCACGAAAGGUUCAGUAGACUUUUUGCUUUAAAUGAAUGGUUGUUGUCAUGGUGUAAAGAACAGAAACUGCUUUUUGUUAAUAACUGGAAUCUUUUCUGGGAGCGUCCUAGACUGUUUCGCGCUGAUGGCCUGCACCCCAGCAGAAUUGGAGCGGAGCUGCUCUCUGACAACAUCUCCAGGACACUUCGCUCCAUGUGACUACUCCAGUCUGGAUCCAGAACACCUGAGAAGAGAUGAUGCUGACCCUCAGAGGACCUCAGAUGAUGCUAACCCUGAAUCAACAAACAGAACUAACAAUUAUUGCUAAAUGUGUGACUGAAUCAUAUAAUAACUUAAUUAAUAAUAUUGAUAGUUCAUCGUCUAGCUGACUACGUCUUGUAUUAUUAUUAUUAUUUUUAUUUUUUCUAAAAUCCUGUCAAAUGUGCACAAACUACUAGCUACUACUAAAUAUUGUAGAAACAUAAUUUUCUGUAAAGUUGCUUUGUAACGAUUUGUUUCGUAAAAAGCGCUAUACAAAUAAACUUGAAUUGAAUUGAAUUGAAUUGAAUAUGAAAGAAUUAAUGCCAAACUGGUUUGCAGUAAGUGAAUUUGGUAAUUCUGUUUUUGAAGCACUGGUGAGAUGUUCCCUUUUAUAUUUAGUGGUUAUGCUUGCUAACUGUAGGUGUCAUCAUUUGUAGAAUGUAGAAUUCAGUAAAUCUACUUUAUUUCACUAACUACAACACUGCUUCAGAAUUACUUUUACUCUGAACACACACUAAGAGACGUGACAUGUUAUAUACACAAGUUUUGUAGUGGUCUUGCUGGGGUCAUAUCAGCACACAAAUACAACAAGUGCUGGUUCACCAGCAUCCCAACAUGCACAACAUACCUUAUACUGGUCUACCAGCACACCUGCUUACCAUGCUGGGAACCAGCAAACCAGUAACCAGCAUCACAUGCUGGACCCAGCAUGCAAAACAUACCUUAUGCUGGUGACCAGCAAGGAUGAUGUUUCAGCAGGACUAUCAAACAGACUGGUUUCACCAAAUAGUCAGUGUCUAACAAGGAUGCAAUUUCUCUCCAGAUUUCUUUCACACUUGUCUGCAGUAUGUUAUACAAGACACACUCUGGAAAGCCACAGAGCAUGUGUAAAUGCCAGAACAAUUCACAUGUGUUUUGUCAAUGAUAUUGGUCUCUUUACAUAACUACGUAGACACGCUCAGGUCCUUUUUCGACAGAGUCAACAAGUUCAGCUCAAAGUAUGGGCAAGGGGUAAGUGACUUCAAAAUGAAGUGGAAGCAGCUAACAAAGAUAUGUAUCAGUGCCUCAUUCGACUGCUCAAGGGUCAUCUGCAAUCUUGUA
This is a messenger RNA of Carassius gibelio (silver crucian carp), 2346 nucleotides long. RefSeq lists its product as uncharacterized. The record is from RefSeq and is a predicted model, not a curated record. The transcript has 2 exons. The coding region runs from base 316 to 1203 and encodes 295 amino acids. NCBI's taxonomy places the organism in Eukaryota, Metazoa, Chordata, Actinopteri, Cypriniformes, Cyprinidae.